UCCAAGCCGACCAUGGCCAGCAUGGCGGUUCAGGUCCUUGGCUUCUUCUUAGGCCAGCUUGGGUUCGCGGGCACUGUCGUAGCAACCCUGCUGCCUCACUGGCGCUGCACGGGCUACGUCGGCUCCAACAUAAUCACGGCCACCUCCUACCUGAAAGGCCUGUGGAUGGAGUGCGUUUGGCACAGCACGGGCAUUUACCAGUGUGAGGUGUACAAAUCUCUGCUGGCGCUGCCCGAAGACCUGCAGGCAGCCCGGGCACUCAUGGUUCUCUCCUGUGUCACCUCAGCCCUGACAUCUGCCGUCUCUGUGCUGGGGAUGAAGUGUACUCGAUUUGUCCGCGGCUCGGCCAUCAAAUCCCACCUGGUGCUAAGUGGGGGGAUUGGUUUCCUCUGUGCGGGGCUUCUGUGCCUGGUCACUGUCUCCUGGACCACCAAUGACGUCGUCAAGGAUUUCUUUGACCCAUUCCUCCCCAGCGGGAUGAAGUACGAGAUCGGCCUGGCCGUGUACAUCGGAUACGCGUCGUCUUUCCUUAGUCUGACCGGGGGACUGGUGCUGUGCUGGAGCAGCGGCAGCGGCAGAGGCAGCGGCAGCGGCUGGCCCCAGAGGCCCCUCCACAUACACAGGAAUCCCCCUUUAUCGCCUCCUCCUGCUUUCAACAACAUUUAUCCUCCUGCUCCACCCUACAAGCCUGCAGAGGCCCUCAAGGACAAUCGUGCUCCAUCGCUCUGCUCUCUUUCGAGCAGUGGAUACAGACUCAAUAACUACGUGUAAAACUGAGGACACAGACACAGUAACUGUGACACUUCGAAGUCUCUAUGAA
This is a messenger RNA of Salarias fasciatus (jewelled blenny), 820 nucleotides long. Its product is annotated as claudin-14. NCBI's taxonomy places the organism in Eukaryota, Metazoa, Chordata, Actinopteri, Blenniiformes, Blenniidae. Gene Ontology annotation, molecular function: structural molecule activity. The record is from RefSeq and is a predicted model, not a curated record. The coding region runs from base 13 to 771 and encodes 252 amino acids. The transcript has 2 exons. Gene Ontology annotation, cellular component: bicellular tight junction; membrane.